UUUAUGAAAUCCUCCAUGUGGAGCACAUACUAUUAGGCAUUUUAUUGUAUGUAAAUUCUACCUCCUUUGAGGCAAUUUUUAAAAUAUCAGGUGAAUCUUCCAAGCAGUGCGCAGCAGAAAGGAGCCUGAAGCAUGGCUCCCUAGAAGAGAAGCAAGAGAGGCCCGUGGGCUCCCACAUUCAUCCUGUGCCUGCUGCUCCCUCUCCUGACACCCCCACUGCCUGCCAAGGGUCCCCGUGUACCUUUCACCCGGCCCCACCCACAGUUACCAUGAGACUCCAGGUCGUUCCCUUCCCUGCUCACACCCCCUCCAGGAGCUUCCUUUUCCUGGAGCAGACAUGCCCAACCCCACCUCAGGGCCUUUGCACUGGCUGUUCCACGCUGCCUGGGGCUUCUCAACCUCUCCAGUCUCGUAGAGACCUCCCUGACCAGGGUCCAGUGGUCUCUCUCUAGCCCCUGUUCUAUUUCACUUCCAACAAAGUGAGUAUAACUCCCUGAUCCUAAUUGUUGAUCAUAACCUACCAUCCCCUACACACACUGUGUAAGGAAUGGACUGUGCAGUUCCAUAGCCACCAGCCACAUGUGCCACUGGACACUUGAAACGGGGCCAGUCCAAAGUGACUCCUGGGCUAAGUGUAAAAAAUACACAAGGAAUUUCAAAGAUUUACAAAAACAAAACAAAACUAAAAAAAAGCACGUAAACUAUCUCAUUAAUAAUUGUUCCCAUUAGCUGAAAUAAUCUUGUGGCUAUAUUAGGUUAAGUAAAUAUUUUAAACAUUACUUUCACCCAUUUAUUCUUAUCUUUUAAAAUGCAUCUACGAGAAAUUUUCAGUUGCUCCUGGGUUCAUGUCACAUCUCUAUUGGGCAGCAGCUCUGCAGCGUCACCUCUACGGCUCAUCAUCCAGGUUCCAUCUUCAACUCCUAGACCUCCUGGCACAGGGAGUAACUGGUGACAGCUCCAGCUCUGUGCUCUGCCUCUGAGGAGCCCAUGGCCCAGCCCCUGUGCACCCUGCUGCUCCUGCUGGCCGCCCUGGCUGGGGCCCAGGCCUGGAGCCCCAAGGAGGAGGAUAGGAUGAUUUCAGGUGGCAUCUAUGACGCAGACCUCAAUGAUGAUGAAGUACAGCAUGCCCUUCACUUCGCCAUCAGCGAGUACAACAAGGCCACCGAAGAUGAGUACUACAGACGCCCAAUGCGGGUGCUGCGAGCCAGAAAGCAGGUCGUGGCCGGAACGAAUUACUUCCUUGAUGUAGAGUUGGGCCGAACCACAUGUACCAAGUCCCAGCCCAACGUGGACACCUGUGCCUUCCAUGAACAGCCAGAACUGCAGAAGAAACAGUUGUGCUCUUUCCAGAUCUAUGAAGUUCCCUGGGAGGACAGAAUGUCCCUGGUGAAUUCCAGGUGUCAAGAAGCCUAGGGAUCUGUGCCAGACCAGUCACACCAACCACCGCCUACUCCCACCCCCUGUAGUGCUUCCACCCCUGGACUGGUGGCCUCCACCCUGGGGGAUGUCUCCCCAUGCGCCUGCGCCAGGCGACAGACAGAGAAGAGAGCAGGAGGCCUUUGUUGCUCAGCAGGGGGCCCCGCCCUCCCUCCUUCCUUCUUGCUUCUGGUAGCCCUGGUACAUGGUACACACAACCCCACCUCCUGCAAUAAAACAGUAGCAUCGGCUCCCUCUGA
Chlorocebus sabaeus (green monkey) is the source of this 1676-nucleotide messenger RNA. The record is from RefSeq and is a predicted model, not a curated record. Lineage: Eukaryota; Metazoa; Chordata; Mammalia; Primates; Cercopithecidae.